Trichomonas vaginalis G3 is the source of this 369-nucleotide messenger RNA. RefSeq lists its product as uncharacterized. NCBI's taxonomy places the organism in Eukaryota, Parabasalia, Trichomonadida, Trichomonadidae. The record is from RefSeq and is a predicted model, not a curated record. The coding region runs from base 1 to 369 and encodes 122 amino acids. The transcript has a single exon.
AUGUCUGGCUGGGAUUUCGAGUUCGAUCAAGAUGAAAGUUUCGCCGCAGGCUUUAACGAGACUGAUAACUUCCUCUUCUCGGGUAGCCCAACAUUCGAGCCAUCCUUCUUCCAACAACAACCAGAAAAUCCUUUCCCAACAAAUAAUUUAAAUGUUAGACCAAUUCAACAGGUUCAGAAAAGCUCACCAGCACCAACAGCAGGUCAGAACCUCGCACAAGAGAAUGAUCAACUCCGUUUGGUAUUUACGACAUUAAAACAAAAAGCAGAGCAAGCAGAAAGUUUAAAUCAAUCUCUCAAGUCACAACUCGAAGAUUGCCGCAACUGGUUCCGCGACGCCAUGUUUACUGGCAUUAACACCCACAAAUGA